Molecule: messenger RNA, 1890 nt
Organism: Salpingoeca rosetta
Lineage: Eukaryota; Choanoflagellata; Craspedida; Salpingoecidae
Exons: 1
Coding region: 1-1890 (629 amino acids)
Biological process (GO): triglyceride catabolic process; lipid homeostasis
Cellular component (GO): cytoplasm; lipid droplet; membrane
Molecular function (GO): triacylglycerol lipase activity
Source: RefSeq, a predicted model, not a curated record
AUGUCUCGACCUUGUUCUUCUCCUUCCUCCUCUACGUCAGCCCCGCCACCGGCGUGUGCGCUUCCGCAACAGCGGCGGAAGCGGUUCAAGCACGUGAGCUACAACGCGUCCGGGAUCAUGUCGGCGUACCACUUUGGAGUGAUGGCGUGCUUGGAGCGGUUCACAGACACGUCGGAGACAGUCUUCUACGGGGCGUCUGCAGGGGCGCUGGUGGGCGCCAACGCCUUGGUGGGGCUGUCACCUUACGCAUCCGCAGACAGCAUGAUCUCGCACUGCGAGGCUGUGGCGGAGGACUCUGCGCGCAUUGGCCCGCUACUGGAGAACACCUUGGACAGCCUGUGCCCGGAGGACGCCCACACCAAAUGCAGCUCUCGGCUGCAUGUGUCCUGCUCGAAAUGGGACCUGACGCGUCUUGUGCCCGAGUACUUUAGCACGUUCGAGAGCGUGCAGCAGUUCAAAGAAACGCUGAUGGCGUCAGCGCACCUCCCGUUCAUCUCGGGCCUGCUCCCGCGCAGCAUCCAGGGCCACGUGGGGCAGUUUCUGGACGGGGUGCUGACAGACCCUCAUCCGAAGCCCGAGCGCGUGGCAGCCGCCAGACGCGCCAAGCGACAGCAGAGCCAGCAGAAGCAAGAAGUGGCUGGCACGACGACCAAGGGUGGUGCUGGUUCCGUGCCACCGCCCACUGCAGCAGAUGCAAAUGGGCGUGCAUCGUGGUUCUCAUACUCGGCCUUGCUGGCGUACAUGGCCAUCCUGCAACAUCAGCAACAAGACGAGCAACAAGAAGAGCAACAACAACAACAACAGCAACAAGACGAGCAACAACAACAACAACAACAACAACAACAACAACAACAACAACAACAACAACAACAACAACAACAACAACAACAACAAGAUGACCAACACCAACAACAAGAGCAGCAGCAACAACAGGACACGCACAGUGGAGACAUUGCAUCAUCAACACAGGGCCAAGAAACGAGUCAAGAAACACGCCCGCUCAAGAAAGACCAGCGCGACGACAAGGGUGCUGACGACGGUGGCAGCCAUGUGGCAGAGGCCGAUGAGGACAUUGAUGACAGCAAAACGCUGCUGGUGGCGUGGCACCCGACCUGUGGUUGCGGGUGUGCCGCUGAAGGUGACAAGCGUGUGCUCACGCCUUCCAUAGACCUGCAUUACAUGUGGUGCGCGCGUCCGCCACCGCUGCCCAUCUGCCGCCUCAUCUUCUACCUCGGGUACUGGAACGCCAUGUGCCUGCUUCGUGAGACAGACCCCGACAUCUUGCAAGAUGACUUUCCCGACACACCAACAGCAACAGCAACAAAAGCAGUAGGAACAACAGCAGCAACAGCAACACCAACCACAUCAGCAGCACCAGCAACGUCGCAUGCGGGCAAAGAUGAUGCGCCGCGCAGCGAUGACGACUGGCUGGCGCUGCUCAUGUCAAAGCCGCUGGCAGAGGUGGAGCCCUUGGAGGCCCACCUGCCGGCGGUGCUCGCCCGCAUACAUCCGUACAUCGAGGUGACGAUACAGAGGCAGCACGCCGAGUUUCGCCGUCGCUGGGAGCAGAAUGAGCUGUGGAACAUUGCGUACAUCUGGAUCCAGGCCAGGCGCGCAGAGUUGGCGGCGCUGGGCGUGUUGUCUUCGACCAUCCUCCUGUCUGGCGUGGCCUACACGCUGAACAUGACGCAGGUGCUGUUUGCGCUGAGCGAGGCGAUGCCCUCGUCCAUUCAAGCGCUACAGGCGCUGCAGGCGCUGCCUGAUGUGGCGGCGUGGGACGACGCCUUUGACAUGUUUGAUGCAAGUGUCGUCUUUGAUGAAUCUGUGGCUGCCUCUUCUUCUUUGCUCGAUGCCAUCUUCAACGCGGUUCACAACGCCGUCUUUGCUUAG